UGAUCGUGAUCUCGUUUGUUGUCGUCUCCUAAUCAUCCUUGGAGGUGGAAAAGGUUUGAAGAAAUCUUGUCCCUGAGGAACUCCCCUUCAGUUCUAUCACACAUCUCCUCUUGUCUCUCCCCAUGGUCCAAGCUCACCUGGCUUCUUUUUGAGGUAAAGAAGAGAGCGGGGAACGGAGAAUAAAUGCGCGUCGUUUGAAGAGUGUGAGAGAGAGCAUGGGAAGCGGGAAGCCUCGGUGGAAACUCUCGUUCCACCGGUCGCCGUUGACGUCGCCGUCGUCGUCCAUAACGACGGAGGCGCCCAUGGAGUUCGUCUGCCCCAUCUCGCGUUCGAUCAUGGCGGACCCCGUCAUCGUCCCCUCUGGCCAGACCUUCGAGCGGAGCUGCAUCCAGGUUUGCCGGGACCUCACCUUCACCCCUCCCUCCCUCGCCGCCGCCGUCGACCUCUCCCCCGAUGUCCCUUUCCUCCUCAUCCCCAACGUCGCCCUCCGCGCUGCCAUCAUUCGCUGGUGCGACCGCGCCGGGCUCUCCCCGCCCGUCCCCGUCUCCCUUGAUGCCGCUCGUGCCCUCGUCCGCCGCCUUAUGUCGGAGGCGCCGCCUCCACCGGCGGUGGGGGCUGUCUCGAAUGGUGAGAAAGCUCCGAUCUUGGAAGGAGGAUCGAAGGAGACUCCGAUCUUGGAGGGAGGAACGAAGGAGAUGAUGACUCCGGAUACUCCUCCUCAGUCUGUGCGCUCCUCCAAGACGAAUUCUGCUUCGUUCUCCCCGCAUUCUUCUUUGUCUUCGUCUUCUUGUAAUUCCUCUUCGUCGUAUUCCUCUUCUGAGAUCAUGGUGGUGCGUUCGGAGGAAGCCCUGAAACCGGAGAAUCCCCAAGCUCCCAGCUUGCCGGCGUCUAAUGUUGCCAAACCUACUGCUGGUGCUGAAGUUGAUUGUUUGGAAGAGGAGAUUUUGAUCAAGCUGAUGGACUCCGAGGAUUUCGAACAGGAGGCGGCGCUGGCCGCGCUUCGCCGGGCCAGCAGGGAGAGCAGGGAGCGGCGGAUCGCGCUGUGUACUCCGAGGCUCCUGACGGCGCUCCGGCAGAUGCUGCUCUCCCGGCGCCCCGGCGUCCAGGUCAACGCUGCGGCGGCGCUGGUGAAUUUGACCCUGGAGGCUACCAACAAGGUCCGUAUCGUCCGGUCCGGGGUGGUGCCGCCGCUGGUGGACGCCCUCAAAGGCGGCCAUCCGGAGGCGCGGGACCACGCGGCGGGGGCCAUCUUUAGCCUGGCCUUGGAAGACGCGAACCGGGCGGCAAUCGGGGUGCUCGGUGCCAUCCCCCCGCUGCUCCACCUCUUCUCCCGCUCCUCCGAGAGCCACCGAGCCCGCCGGGACGCCGGGAUGGCGCUCUACCACCUCUCUCUAGCUGGGAUGAACCGAUCCAAGAUCGCCAGGACCCCGGGCGCCGUGCGCGCGCUGCUAGCUGUGGCGGCGGAGGACCAGGGGGUUCCGGCGGGGGUUCACGGGCCGCCUCUGGGAAAGCUGGCGCUAAUGGUGGUGUGCAACCUGGCGGGGAGCGCGGAAGGGCGGGCGGCGCUGAUGGACGCCGGAGCGGUGGCCUGGGUGGUGGGGCUGAUGAGGGGGGAGGCAGCGGCAGCGGCGGCGGCGGCGGCGGCGGCGGAGUACUGCGUGGCGGCACUGUACGGGAUGAGCCGGGGGAGCCUGAGGUUCCGGGGGCUAGCGCGGGCGGCGGGGGCGGAGAAGGUGCUGAUGAGGGUGGCGGAGGCCGGGAGCCCCGGCGAGGUCAGGAGGGAGAUGGCGAGGCGGACGCUGAGGGCGAUGAGGGGAGAGGAGGGAGAGGAGGAGGAGGGCGUGGUGGUGGUGGCGGACGAGGACGGCAGCGUCGUGUCGGACGGGCUGGUGUCGUUUCGAAGGCGGUACAAGGAUUUUGGGAACGGAUCGGGCGCCAACUCGGCCGAGUUCUGAUGGUAUCUUAUUUUUGUUCUUAUUGAGUGGAGACGUGGGUUGCUGUUACCAUCGUGGCUUGGAAGUCAGAGUUGUAUAUUUUUAUUUUGUUUUCUCUGAUUGUUUUUAUGUUGUGUAGAUGGUUCUGUGCGCUUGUUACUUGACAUUGGGUUUCUUCAGUACGGUUCUCAGUGUAUAGUUUAUAAUUUUAUAAGGAAGUCAAAGUCAAGUUCAGCAGUUCUUUUA
This is a messenger RNA of Phoenix dactylifera (date palm), 2180 nucleotides long. RefSeq names its product U-box domain-containing protein 39-like. The record is from RefSeq and is a predicted model, not a curated record. NCBI's taxonomy places the organism in Eukaryota, Viridiplantae, Streptophyta, Magnoliopsida, Arecales, Arecaceae. Gene Ontology annotation, biological process: protein ubiquitination. Gene Ontology annotation, molecular function: protein binding; ubiquitin-protein transferase activity.